GUCUCAGGCCUGUCAGGAGGACCAUUGGCUGUGGUGGAAGAUAGCGUCUAAGUCUCGUGUAUGGCGUGGUUAAGGUUGCAGCCUCUCACCUCUGCCUUCCUCCAUUUUGGGCUGGUUACUUUUGUGCUCUUCCUGAAUGGUCUUCGGGCAGAGGCUGGAGGCUCAGGAGAUGUGUCCAGCACAGGGCCAAGCAAUGAGUCCUGUUCAGGUUCAUCGGACUGCAAGGAGGGUGUCAUCCUACCAAUCUGGUAUCCAGAGAACCCUUCCCUUGGUGACAAGAUUGCCAGGGUCAUUGUUUAUUUUGUGGCCCUGAUAUACAUGUUCCUUGGGGUAUCCAUCAUUGCUGACCGCUUUAUGGCAUCUAUUGAAGUCAUCACCUCUCAAGAGAGAGAAGUGACUAUCAAAAAGCCCAAUGGAGAGACCAGCACAACUACAAUUCGGGUCUGGAAUGAAACUGUCUCCAACCUGACCCUGAUGGCCUUGGGCUCCUCUGCUCCAGAGAUUCUCCUCUCGUUAAUUGAGGUGUGUGGACAUGGGUUCAUUGCCGGUGACCUGGGACCUUCUACCAUUGUAGGCAGUGCAGCCUUCAACAUGUUCAUCAUCAUUGGUAUCUGCGUCUAUGUGAUCCCUGAUGGAGAGACUCGAAAGAUCAAGCACCUACGAGUCUUCUUCGUCACUGCUGCUUGGAGUAUCUUUGCCUACAUCUGGCUCUAUAUGAUCCUGGCAGUCUUCUCUCCUGGUGUGGUCCAGGUUUGGGAAGGCCUCCUCACUCUCUUCUUCUUUCCAGUGUGUGUCCUUCUGGCCUGGCUGGCAGACAAACGACUGCUCUUCUACAAAUACAUGCACAAAAAGUACCGUACAGAUAAACACCGGGGAAUUAUCAUAGAGACAGAGGGUGACCACCCUAAGGGUAUUGAAAUGGAUGGGAAAAUGAUGAAUUCCCACUUCCUCGAUGGGAACCUUGUGCCUCUGGAAGGGAAGGAAGUGGAUGAGUCUCGCAGGGAGAUGAUCCGGAUCCUCAAGGACCUGAAACAAAAACACCCAGAGAAGGACCUAGAUCAGCUGGUGGAGAUGGCCAAUUACUAUGCUCUUUCCCACCAACAGAAGAGCCGCGCCUUUUACCGGAUCCAAGCCACCCGUAUGAUGACUGGUGCAGGUAAUAUCUUGAAGAAACAUGCAGCAGAACAAGCCAAGAAGACCUCCAGUAUGAGUGAGGUACACACUGAUGAGCCUGAGGACUUUAUCUCCAAGGUCUUCUUUGACCCAUGUUCUUACCAGUGUCUGGAGAACUGUGGGGCUGUACUCCUGACAGUGGUGAGGAAAGGUGGAGACAUGUCCAAGACCAUGUAUGUGGACUACAAAACAGAGGACGGUUCUGCCAACGCAGGGGCUGACUAUGAGUUCACAGAAGGCACUGUGGUUCUGAAACCAGGAGAGACUCAGAAGGAGUUCUCUGUGGGCAUCAUUGAUGAUGACAUUUUUGAGGAAGAUGAACACUUCUUUGUGAGGCUGAGUAAUGUCCGCAUAGAAGAGGAGCAGCCAGAGGAGGGGAUGCCUCCAACAAUACUCAACAGUGUUUCCUUGCCUCGGGCUGUCCUAGCCUCCCCUUGUGUGGCCACAGUGACUAUCUUAGAUGAUGACCAUGCAGGCAUCUUCACUUUUGAAUGUGAUACCAUUCAUGUCAGUGAAAGUAUUGGUAUUAUGGAGGUCAAGGUUCUGCGGACAUCUGGUGCCCGAGGCACAGUCAUCAUCCCCUUUAGGACAGUAGAAGGGACAGCCAAGGGUGGUGGUGAGGACUUUGAAGACACAUAUGGGGAGCUGGAAUUCAAGAAUGAUGAAACAGUGUAUGCAGGAUCAGCAGACACUACUGGACAGGUCCUGUUUCCAAAGUCUCCUUCAGUUUCUCACUUUAAGUCUCUGGGCAAGGAGUCCUGUGACAGGGUCUAAGGAUACAGAAUGUUUUUUCCAUUGAAACUCAAAAUGAUGGCUGGCUGGUUAGAGGCAUUGGAUGACAAAAGUUUUGUAAUAUCAAACUUUGGAGAAUUCUUGUGACCAAGUAAGAGCUAGGACACUAGUUGGGCUUCUCCUUCCUCCCUCUUACAUAUCAAGGACUGUUAGCUUUGAAGCUGACCCUUACCAUUCUGGAACACCAAUAGCCCAAUCAAAAUAUUCCCAAGAAAACAAGUGGUAUUGGCUUUCUGCCUGAUACCAUAUUGCAGCUGUAUUGUAUAGGCAGAUUUCAGGCACUUCUCUUUCAAUUUGGAAAUUGAAAAAUUGAUUGAAACUUGGCAGUCUCCUUGAAUUUCUAUAGGCUAUUUUAUGGAGCAAGGCUUGCCCAGCCUAGGUGAGACGAGUCAGUAUGGUUGGGUGCUGGCGGUUCACAGAGUCAUAGUCUCCUGUCUGUAGUCUCAGUUCUAAGUUCCAAAAUCUGGCUAUGUAGUGAAAGAGAAGCCAAUUAGGAAUGGUGGGAGAAAGUACAUCUUCCAUGAAGUCAUCUGUUUUUACAGACAAGGACUCACCUGAAGUCUUCUUUGGUUAUGACCUCAUUCCUUCAGAACCUGUAGAUAUUGUACUUCUAUCACCUCUGUUGCCUCUCCCCAUUGAACCUUCUUGUAAACUGGGCAUUCUGUCCUUUUCUCAGAUAAGUGGCUUUGAAAAAAAGAAAGCAGAAAUGCUUGCCCCAGAAUUUUCAUCUUGUCACAGAGUAGAAUUUCCAGGGUGGCCUAGAAGAAUGGAUGUAAGAAAGGGGAACUGACUUCCUGCUUCUCUCCAUGAGCAAAUAGCAGUAGCAGGACAUGCUAUAAAGAAUAAAAGAGGGGGUGUCAAACUGCUCCAAGAACCUGCUAAUUUUACUUUUAAUAGGAAAUGAAACCACAGUCCCAUGAGUGAGGUGUUGUAGAAGUGCUUCUUCUCAGAUCCAGCCAUGGUACAGAGUUCAAAAAAGGUUGGGUCCUUACUCAAUCCCUUCCUAAUAAUGUGACUUUGUGCAAGUCAUUUGGUAUCUCUGGAACUAAAAUCUCUCAUAUGCAAAGUGGGAAUAGCAAUACUUUUUUUUUGCCUGGAAGCAGGGUCAGAUCUUUUUGCAGUUCCUUCCAGCUCUAAGAUUUUCUGAACCAUGGAUGCAGGUCCUCAGUGUAAGUCAGAUUUGCACUAGCCAAAAACUGAACGGGGGAUAUUGUCUCCUGAAGUGGAAUAGCCGUUGACAAAUUGAUUUAUUAAAGCUCUGUUUAGUCAUUUUUGCUGGGAAGGAUAAUCAUUUGUUAGUGUAAGUAAAAACCUGUGCCUUCCAGAGAAUGCUAUCCAUUUAUAUAUACUCUGAGGAGAGUGUUCAUACAUACAAAUGAUGGCCAGUCCCUCAUUUGGGAAGAUGAACUUCAUGAAAUUUCACACAUUUAUGGCAACGUUGGUGUGUGUGGGAGUUUAUUACCAGGCAUUAAAUGACAUCAAAACCACAAAGUUUGACAUAAUUCAAUAGACAUGAUUCCUCUGAUUCAGUACCUAUCUAUCAAUGGCAUGGAAGGGUAAUGUUUGGGAGAUCAGAGACUUGGAUCUCAGUUUCUUCAUUCUAUUAUUAAUCAAUUAUGCAUGUAGAAUCUUUGAAUAUGACUAAAGCUUCCUCAAACUCAUUUGUGUUUUGUUUGUUUAAUAUCUUGGUGUGAAUGAACCUGUGAAUUAUUACUUCUGGGUGAUAUUUGCUCCAAAAGUAUGCUAGCCUCCGGAAUUUUGAGAUUCUUAUUCAGAUAAUCUAGGGUUUGAUGAACAAACAAGUGUUUCCAUCUAUUCCUUUGCAUUGUUUUUUGACUUCAGUAUGGUUGAUCCUUUUGGUCUUCUUUAUUGCAAAAAACUGAACCCAAAACAUGCUGGUCUAUCCUCACAUGACAGCUUUACCUAUGAGAUUUUAAACUGUAAAUUUACAACUAAAGGCAGAAUUAUAUAGUGGAAGAUCCAUGGGUUCUAAUUACUCUGGGUUAGAAUUUUAGCUGAACUACUGACUUAACCAUAUGGUUUGAAGAAACCUUGUAAAACUAUGAGAUCAUUUCCCCAUUAAUAAAAUGUGAAUAGUAUGUGUGUAGUGUUACCUGUACAUGGCAUGUACUCAGUAAAUAAGGCCUUAAUAGUAAUAUUGAUGAUUUAACAAUAUUCUCAGAAGAUACUGUUAAGGUGAUCAGGUUACUUAGAUCUCUUUGUGACCCUAAUUAAUGAGCAUGAUAGUUCUUUUGGUCACCAUGAAGAGUCCUCACCUAAACUCGUGAAAUAUUACAGCCUGAAAGGACUUUAGAAUAUGUUCUAGAGUAGUGCUUCUUAAAUGUUAAUGUGCUUAUCAAUCACUAGGAGAAUCUUACUGGACUAAUGUCCAGCUUAUAACUCAGAAGGUUUAGGGGGAAUUUGAGAUUCUGCACUUAUAUAACAAGAUUCAGGUACCAACUUAAGAGUAGAAAGGGUAUAAAGUUCUUACCCAAACCAUGAUACCCAGAAAAGAAAGCACCUUUUCAAAUGACUUGAUAAUUGAACCAUGAGUGCUUGCUUUCCAGUUAUACCUUUCAACUCCAAGUUAGAAAGAACCCAGCUCUACUGAGUCCCUGCUAAUUGCAAUACCCCAAUCUGGGAACUGCAAUUGAAACCUUCAGGGCACUUGGACAGAAGCUGUGUAAUACUUGGAACAAUCUCUCUUUCUAAUCCCUCUUUCUUUGUGAAGCUUUAUUUGCCCACCAAGCCUAGCAGUAUUGUAACUUUUUGCUUUGACUGUAGCCCUCUAAAUAUAACCAAGUUAUAGAAAGGAAUAUGGUUUACCAACGAUACUGGACACAUGCAUUCACUUGCUUGGUUUUAUGCUCUAUUUCUCGAUGGUGUCUUUAGGAGCAUGGUCAGAUGAAAGGUAUAGACUUUGGAAGCUGACAAAUAGCCGUGAAUCCAUAACUCGCCAUCUGUUUAACUUCACUUGUAUGAAUUCCAGUUUUUUGGAAUGACAGAAGCAAUAGUAUAUAUCUAUCUGCAAAUGAGUGAUACGUAGUAUAUACAAAUAUGAAAAAAUGUACCUUUAGCACAGUGCUUUCUCACAGAAGGUGCUCAGUCACUCAACAAACAUUUGUUAAAUAUUUGCUAUGUAUUACAUACAUUUCUAGGCAUAGGGGAUAAGACAAGCUGGCAUUUUAUCUAUCAAGGAUCCUACUCUCAGGAGAAGAGGAUCAAGGUAUACAAACAAAUCCCGACAUGUGGGAGAAGGGUAUGGUUGAGAUAGAUUCAUUAAAAGAGGAAUGAGAGCUCCCUACUAUAUACAUGACUCUACUGACAUGUCUAAAGUAACCUUCAUUAAAGAUGUAGUUGUGAUAGGGGUGGAGUGGGGUUGGUGCAUGAUUAACUUACAUCCAUAUUACAAUAAAUCCUUGACAUUUGCAAGGGAUACUAUUGACAUCUUCAUAAUUUAGAAGAAUUCCCACUUUUGUGACUAUCACUACAGUCCUUCAUGAGAAUUAUCGGCUGUGAGAUUACAGCAUACAGUAACAAAACCUAACAGAGAUAUGAGUUUAGCCUGCAUGCUAAUUUCACUCAUUAAACAAAUGACUGGCUCCUAGAUCCCAGGCUCACAGCACGCCUCUGCAAAAUAACAGAUUAUUGCAGCCCAUGGACCUUUGGGGUCUCUGGGAAUACUCAGCCACAGAUGUCAAAAAUGCAAAUGCCAGGAUCUACCAUAAUUAAAUAGCACAGUCCUCCUUCAAAGAACAGAAUAGUGGCUGUGCCGCAUGUGUCCCAACCAAAUACAAAUGUUAAAGCUUGAAGGUAUCUGACUGCCCAUCUUAUCAAUUAUGAAGCUCAGAUUCAGAGAGGGAAAGUGACUUGUCCAAUAUCAUGUACCUAGAUAUGACAGAAAGUUAGGCUUGGGAAGGAUUUGAGAAUACAGAUUUAAUGCCUCUGCCUUUCUGGUUUGGAUUUCUUUGUUUUAUUUUUACUCACUGGUAAAAUGUUAAAUUUAGGAAGAAUAUGGCAGUUCUUGGGUAAAAGAUACUCUAGAAGUACAAAUAGAGGUGUAUUAUGUGCCUAAUGUCUUAACUAAGAGUAAUUACUAUACACUAGUUUUAAUAUCUUGAUUCACCUUGAGCCUGUUUAGGAAGGGAGACAAUGAACCCAGAGAGUUUUUUUAAAGUCUUACUUUCUCUGGAUUCUUCUGGCUCUUAAGGUCAAAGUUUCCUCAUUCACUUACAAGAUGAAGGUAAGAGAUAUGGGAACAAAACAAGGUGGGAAAGUGAGGAGGGCUCUUCCGGGCAGUCCAGCCUUCCAUCAACUUCCUGAAUGUAUUUGGAUGGGACAUGAGCUCUCAUUCCUCUCCUUCCUUGCCUAUGGCCCCAUCAACACCAUGGGGAAAGUAACCGAGCUGUGGUCAUCAACUUAUUCAAGAUAUUUUCUCAUUAUUAUUGCUUUUUUAGUAGUGAAAAUUAUAGUGAAGUUUAUUAGGAAAGGAAUAUAGUACAACAGGAUAAAAGUGGGGAGAAAUGGGGAAAAGGGAGAAGCAUUUCCUGUCUCCAUGCAGUAAAUGGGAAUAAAGACUCCUUGUUUUUUAAAAGAGAAACGAAGCUAUGUUUCCAGAAUCCAGUCUGAAGUCUUGUCAUAAAGCUGGCAGACUAUAACUGAUAGUUAAAGAGAGAGAACUGCUUGAACUACAAAUAGAUCAAGGUCCCCAUAUGCAAAUUCUGUGCCUCCUAGAGACAUUUUGAAAGAAACACAUGCUUGAAGAUUUUGCUAAAUAAUAUGAAAGAAAGCACUAGAUACUUAGUCUCAGGUGGCAUGACAGUUAUCAUUCAUAGGAAUUCUAUUCUCACCCCAACCACCAACUAGACACAAGUAAGAAGUGACCCAUAAAUAGAAAAUAAUUUAAAAUUGAAAGUGGAAAUAGCUUAUUAUAGAAAAAUUUGGGGUUUUUUUCUGCAAACUUACUGAUCAUCAGAUAUCCGUAUAUUCAGCCAUUGAUUUGGCGCCAUUGUCUUUACCCUCUUUAACUAAGGGCCAGUGUGCAUGGGCACGGUUUGGCUAACCUGUCCCUGCCUGAGUACCACUCGGUUGCCAUUCAAUGGGUUCCUGAAGAACCACUUAUUUGUGAGCCAGACAACACUCUGUAGUGGGUUGGUACUUUCAAAAUAAGUGGCACUUGAAUAAUAACUUCCAAAUAUGGCAGAAUAGGGUUGCAGAAUUGAUUAUGAAUGACUACUACUGCCUUCUCUCCCUAGUACUCCAUUUUCCCCAGAUCUUUUAGUCUUGAUUUGUAAACUUUUUAAAUUUCUCCUCAUGUAUUCCACGUGACCUUCACAGAUCCUACUACCAUCUUCAACCUCCUUCUGGGUUGUGGUGGUGCAAGGGACACUCUACCACUAGCCAUGGCCCUGGCUGCACAUCGUCAUUUUUUUUUUCACUUUCUUCCUGGUGAUACCCACUUUCUGUUUUUAGGCUAUUUUCUUGCACUUGCUUGCUCUUCUAAACAUUGUCCACGUCAGCCUUUGUUCCUCCACUGUGCACAUGCCAGGUGCUGUAGAGCUUCUGUUGUGGUUCCUAGUCCUCCUUGCACUCAGCACCUUCCCACUCAAUGCCUUUAGCCACUCUACUCUCCUAAUCUGAUCCAGUUCCCAAUAUUCCCUUCCUUCUCACUGUUGGCAUCUCUACUUAAGUUGCCUUCUGUCCCCUCUGAUCUAUGAGUUCUUUGAGUGAGCAAAAAGGAGCUAGGAAAGUAUCCUUCAAGGAAGCCUGUCAUUUAGACAGCAAGAACUAGCUCCAAGGUACCACCAAGAUGGAUCUCUCCCAGGAAACAAACCACUCAUGAUGGUGCUCUCCUUUCCUUCACCAUAAAACAUUUGCCUGACUCUAUGUGGGGACAGGAAGAUUUAAUCACAAGGAUCCAGCAGAGACUGGAAUGAGUGUCAGAAAGCCAUCAGACAACUCUUAGGAUUGCCUUCUCUUUCUGAUAUGCUCCCUCCUGGGCCACAUAGUCUCCUGGCAUAUUUACUUCUCUCCAUGGUCUUCUUUAUUACUUAUAGCUUGCAGUGAUACCUUACAGACUAACAUACUCUCUUCAUAUAUGGUUCAGCCUCUUUACUCUGAUAGGCUCACUAGUAUUCUAGC
Molecule: messenger RNA, 8106 nt
Organism: Castor canadensis (American beaver)
Lineage: Eukaryota; Metazoa; Chordata; Mammalia; Rodentia; Castoridae
Source: RefSeq, a predicted model, not a curated record